AUGACCUCGGCCGACUUCCUGGAGACGCCCAUCAAGUACUACAAACUGCGGCGGGACAGCCCCUGGGAGGGUGGCGUCAGCGGUGUCCCGACUGGCGGUGCACCUGCGGCGGGUCCUGCGGGGGGAGGCAAGGCCGACAAGACAGACAAGGCCGACAAGGCGGCCGCCAAGGCCGCGGACAGGGCUGCGAAGGCCGCAGCCCUCGGGGCCGGCGUCCCGACCGAGGGCGGAGACCGCUUCAAGAACGAGUCGAAGAGCCUCGGCGAGCUGGUGAAGAGGCGUUUUUUCUACCGCGCCGCCUUCGACAUCUACGGUGGCGUCGCCGGAUUCUUCACGUAUGGGCCCCCAGGCUGCGCGGUGAAGAACAAUAUCAUCAGGCAGUGGCGUCAGCACUUCGUCAUCGAGGAGAACCUGCUGGAGGUGGAGGACACCUGCAUCAUGCAGCAUCAGGUGCUGAAAGCCUCGGGCCAUGUAGAUAGAUUCAACGACUUCAUGGUCAAGGAUGUCGAUGACGAGUCCAAGUUCUAUCGAGCUGACAAGUUGUUGGAGGACGUCAUGGAGGAGAAGUUGGAGGCGGCAGACCUAACAGAGGAGCAGCGCCAGGAUCAGGGUACACCUCCGUGCGCAACCAGGCGGAUGCGUACUCUCAGAAGGACUUGGCGGGCAUCUUCAAGAAAUAUGGCAUCAAGUCUCCGGAGACGGGGAACGAUUUGA
Molecule: messenger RNA, 714 nt
Organism: Prorocentrum cordatum
Lineage: Eukaryota; Dinophyceae; Prorocentrales; Prorocentraceae
Source: the annotation of a GenBank genome assembly